Messenger RNA from Trichoderma virens Gv29-8, 561 nucleotides. RefSeq lists its product as uncharacterized. The transcript has 3 exons. The record is from RefSeq and is a predicted model, not a curated record. The coding region runs from base 1 to 561 and encodes 186 amino acids. NCBI's taxonomy places the organism in Eukaryota, Fungi, Ascomycota, Sordariomycetes, Hypocreales, Hypocreaceae.
AUGGAUACUGCUAUUUACACAUCCAUUGCUCGAGCUGCGGUUCUUGGAGACGGCUUCUGGCAGAUGAAUACAAGAGACGCUGCAGCUUUUGGAUCAGCAGCAAUGUCUUCGAAUCAAGGUCGAAGCCAGGAUCAAUACCAGAACCCGAAUCAGUAUCACAGCCGGAAUCAAUAUCAGGGUCCGAGUCAAUACCAGAGUUCGAGUCAAUAUCAGUACCAGAAUCAUAAUCAAUAUCAGAAUCCAAGUCAGCUGGCGAACCAGAGCUCGACCGCAGGGUCAACUCCAGUCAUGGUGCCGCCAACCCUUGCGUCGUCUGCGACUCAGGUCAAGUCGGAGCAAGACUGCUUCGAGCUCCUUGCAUUGGAGUUUGCAUCUUUGCCAGACCGUGAAAUGCCCCCAGAGGUCUCGGAUCCUGUAGCCGGACAGCAGCAGCAGCAGCUCACGAAGCCAUCAUCAGCAACGGCAAUGCCUGAUCACAGAAUCACGCCAAACACACCGACUAACAAUUUCGUCGCCAAAACCAUCCGCGCUGCCAUGGCGGACAUUAAGCCCAGCUCGUGA